AUGUUCCUCUGUGUUGUGCAGCUCUGGGACGUGCGGAGGAAGGGUUGCGUGUUCCGUUAUAAGGGUCACACACAAGCUGUACUCUGCUUGAGGUUCAGCCCGGAUGGCAAGUGGCUGGCGUCAUCCUCCGAGGACAACAGUGUGAAGCUCUGGGAUUUGAGUGCCGGGAAGAUCAUGGCGGAGUUUACGGCACACCGCGGUCCAGUCCAGAUUGUGGAGUUUCACCCCAAUGAGUAUUUGUUGGCAUCGGCGAGUGCGGACAGGACGGUACGAUUCUGGGAUCUGGAGAAGUUCCAGCCGGUCGGUUGUGUGGAAGGGGAAGCGUCUCCUUUCAGGACGAUUCUGUUCAGCGGUGAUGGCGGUUGCCUCUUCUGUGGGGGCCGGGAUGCUCUACGAGUCUAUGGCUGGGAACCCGAGCGAUGCUUCGACACCGUCCCCGUGACCUGGGGCAAAGUCUCCGACCU
This is a messenger RNA of Nanorana parkeri, 464 nucleotides long. Its product is annotated as katanin p80 WD40 repeat-containing subunit B1-like. Gene Ontology annotation, molecular function: protein binding. The record is from RefSeq and is a predicted model, not a curated record. Lineage: Eukaryota; Metazoa; Chordata; Amphibia; Anura; Dicroglossidae. The transcript has 5 exons. Gene Ontology annotation, cellular component: katanin complex. Gene Ontology annotation, biological process: microtubule depolymerization. The annotation marks the transcript as partial.